Messenger RNA from Rhizoctonia solani, 786 nucleotides. RefSeq names its product CsbD domain-containing protein. The transcript has 4 exons. NCBI's taxonomy places the organism in Eukaryota, Fungi, Basidiomycota, Agaricomycetes, Cantharellales, Ceratobasidiaceae. The coding region runs from base 1 to 786 and encodes 261 amino acids. The record is from RefSeq and is a predicted model, not a curated record.
AUGGAAACUGCCGCUCGCGUCCCUGAAGCUCACCACAAGCAACAAGCACCUGUGGAACCUGUGGCAGCUACUGGCCCUGCAUCCACCGUCAACACAAACACUACCGCAACCGGCCAGAACCAAGAAUCUCCCGGGUAUAUUCAGACGGCGCGUGAGACUCUUGCAUCCAUCGCUGGUACCGUACAGAACGCAGUGGGCAUUGAAACCCCUUCAUCCACGCUACACAACAUUGCCAAUAAUGCUAAAAUCGAUGCCUCCAUGCCUUCUUCGGAAUCGUCUGGCGCUAAGCCUGGUGAGCAUGUGGGCGGAGUCGGUGCCUUGCCAGGCGACAACAAGGAGGAGGGCAUCGCCCGUCUUCCUGCAGAGCGCAUGAGUGUACCCAGCCGUGAACACGAGGGAACCUUCCCUGGCGAGAAGAGUGGUGGCGUUGGUGCCUUGCCUGGAUCCCUCAACGAGAGCGGUGUUGCUCUCUUGCCUGACGAGCGUGGCACCCAAGUCAAGGAAGACGUCCAGUCUUCUACACGUGCCGCGGCUCACCCCACUUCUGAGAAGCCUGACAAGCAGGACCUCAAGACUGCUGCUGCUCACCCUGUCGAGACGGCUAAGCAAGCACGCCGUGGUUCCACUUCUUCGACUUCAUCUUCAGAGGGCGAGCAAGACCCCAACGCCCCUAAGCGCAAGACCACUCUCAAGAACAAGGUCGCCGGGGGCGUGAAGGCUGCCGUAGGCAAGAUCAAGAAGGAUGAGGAAAUGUAUGCUGAAGGUCAAGCCCAGCGUGGUCACUAG